This is a messenger RNA of Hibiscus syriacus, 2303 nucleotides long. Its product is annotated as laccase-17-like. The coding region runs from base 1 to 2088 and encodes 695 amino acids. NCBI's taxonomy places the organism in Eukaryota, Viridiplantae, Streptophyta, Magnoliopsida, Malvales, Malvaceae. The record is from RefSeq and is a predicted model, not a curated record. The transcript has 8 exons. Gene Ontology annotation, cellular component: apoplast. Gene Ontology annotation, biological process: lignin catabolic process. Gene Ontology annotation, molecular function: copper ion binding; hydroquinone:oxygen oxidoreductase activity.
AUGGAGGCAGAAUAUCAAAGUGUCGCAGACACAACAGCUGAAGUAACCUGGGUUAGUGCAGUGUUAGCUAAUUUGGGUGUAAAGCAACGAGAAAAGUCGGUUAUCUGGUGUGACAAUACCAUCACCAUUGCUAUGAGCGUGAAUCCGGUUUACCAUGCUCAAUCUAAACACGUGGAUAUGGUUGUUCAUUUUAUUAAAGAAAAGGUUGUUAAAGUGUUACGUGUCAGCUAUGUUCCAGCCAGUUGUCAGGUUGUAAACGGUCUCACAAAGCCUUUGACUAAAGAUGCAUUUGAAGUAUUCAGGGACAAGUCGGCUCCAGGGAAAUUGGAAGAGAAUUGGAAGUACAUUAGAUCUUCACAUUGUUCCUUCACCAACACUGCUAUGGCAUCGGCAAUGCUCUUUUCUUUCUUGGUUGUGUUGUUAUUGCUGGAGAAUGCAGCCGCUGAAACAAGGCAUUACAAGUUCAAUAUUGAGUACCACAAUGUUACAAGACUGUGCCACACAAGGACCGUUCUGACCGUGAACCGGAAGUUUCCAGGGCCUCGGUUAGUAGCGAGGGAAGGUGACAGAGUGAUUGUUAAGGUGGUUAACCAUAUUGCCAAUAAUGUCACCCUUCACUGGCAUGGGAUUCGACAGCUAACGUCAGGAUGGUGGGAUGGACCUUCUUACAUAACACAGUGUCCCAUACAAACAAACCAGUCAUUCAUUUACAACUUCACAAUCACAGGGCAAAGAGGAACUCUAUGGUGGCAUGCUCACAUCUCCUGGUUGAGAAUAUCCGUCUAUGGACCGAUAAUUAUCCUCCCAAAGCGCAAUGAAUCUUAUCCGUUCCAGAAACCACACAAGGAAGACAUCAUCAUGUUUGGAGAGUGGUUCAAUUCAGACCCUGAAGCUAUAAUCAGCCAAGCACUUCAGACAGGUGGUGGUCCCAAUGUUUCUGAUGCAUAUACUAUCAAUGGGCUUCCAGGGCCGCUCUACAACUGUUCUUCUAAAGACACUUAUAAGCUGAAGGUGAAGCCGGGAAAGACGUAUCUCCUCCGAUUGAUCAAUGCUGCACUCAACGACGAGCUUUUCUUCAGCAUUGCCAAUCACACGGUAACGGUAGUCGAAGGCGAUGCCAUAUAUACCAAACCUUUCGAAACCGAUAAACUUCUUAUCGCUCCGGGCCAAACCACAAAUGUUCUUCUGAAAACCAAGCCUGAAUUCCCCAGUGCCUCCUUCCUAAUGGCUGCUAGACCUUACUUCACCGGACAAGGCACCUUCGAUAACUCGACCGUCGUCGGAAUUCUUGAAUAUGAACAUCCAUCCGAUCAAAAAUCAUUUAAAACUCUUACUUUAAUGCAGCCAACCCUCCCUUCUAUUAAUGCUACAGGUUUUGUUGCAAACUUUACAGGGAAGUUUCGCAGCUUGGCCAAUGCUAAAUUCCCUGCUAACGUACCUAAAAUGGUCGACAAGAAAUUUUUCUUUACCGUAGGACUUGGGACGAACCCCUGUCCGAAAAACACAACCUGCCAAGGACCUAAUAAUUCAAGCAAAUUUGCUGCUUCUGUAAACAAUGUUUCAUUUUUAUUCCCAUCUGUGGCAAUGCUCCAAGCUCACUACUUUGGACAAUCUAAUGGAGUUUACACUACAGAUUUUCCUACACAACCAUUAAUUCCAUUUAAUUACACCGGCACCGGACCCAAUAACACGAAUGUGAUGAACGGAACUCGAGCGGUUGUGCUAAAGUUUAACACGAGUGUUGAGCUGGUGAUGCAGGACACUGGCAUUCUCGGUGUGGAGAGUCACCCACUUCAUCUUCAUGGAUACAAUUUUUUCAUUGUCGGACAGGGUUUUGGAAACUUCGAUCCGAAUAAGGACCCUGCAAAAUUCAAUCUCGUCGAUCCCAUGGAGAGGAAUACAGCUAGUGUUCCUGCCGGUGGUUGGAUCGCAAUUCGGUUCUUUGCCGACAACCCAGGAGUAUGGUUCAUGCACUGUCACCUUGAUGUUCACACAAGUUGGGGACUGAGAAUGGCAUGGAUAGUCUUGGAUGGUCCGGGACCAAACCAAAAGUUGCAACCGCCACCAUCUGAUCUUCCGAAAUGUUGAUUUUGAUAACUGUUCUUGGUCCUGUUUUGAAUGUUUCCGAAUCUUGUGCAUUUAAAUUUUAACUUGAUCUUCAUUUUCCAUGCAAUUCUGUUGUUGCAUCCUAUGGUGUGGUACAUUUCAUCAAUGUAUGAAUGAAUGGAUGGUUCGGUUGGAGGAGGGAAUGUACAGCAGUUGAGGUGUAAACAUCUGAUGGAUUUAAUUUAUAUGUUUUGUGC